UCGUGCUUCUGCCCUUACUGAGGCAGGUCACGGAAGGAGGACCUUGACCCCAUCCUUGAGCAGGUGCCGCAAGCACAGCAGCCAACCGCCGUAGCUGCGCGCGCACCACGCGAGGGUUCUAAUAUAUUGAGCAAAUGUCACGACUGAGCGCGAAGUGAGGCGAAUCACGUGUCGAAGGCCGGCUGAACGAUCGUAACGAACGGACACGUCCAAAUUCAAUGAGUCUAGUCGUUUCGAAAUGACCGAACUGAAUAAAAUACUUGAAAUGUACUCCUAGUUUCACCAAUUACUGUCGCUGUUCAUCGAUCACCGAAUCCAACGUCGAAAUGUUUCACGAGGACGCAAAGAUUGCCGGCAGCAUCAAUUCCAGGAACGUUUUUUUUUCCUCGAUGAUCUCCGGAGGAGUCGCUGGCACUGUUUGCGACUUGACGUUUUUCCCCCUGGAUACGUUAAAGACAAGGCUGCAAAGUCAACAUGGAUUUAAUCAAUCGGGCGGCUUCAGGAGACUUUAUCAGGGGGUGAUACCAGUUAUGGUUGGCUCCGCACCAGCAGCCUCCUUAUUUUUCAUUACUUAUGAAGGGAUUAAAGAAUUUACACAGCCUAAAAUACCUCAAACUUAUCACCUCUUCAUUCAUAUGGGUGCUGCUUCUUUGGGUGAAAUGGUUGCAUGUCUUGUUCGGGUUCCGGUGGAAGUGAUGAAGCAGAGAAAGCAGGCGCUCCUACAAGACAAGGGAAAACUGAAAUUACGAACUUUGUAUCGUGGUUACGGUAGCACAGUAUUAAGAGAUUUGCCUUUUGGUCUGAUACAAAUGCCGCUGUGGGAGUAUUUCAAACUAUGUUGGAAACGCCAGGCGUGUAGAGAUUGCACUCCUCUGGAAGGAGCUAUAUGUGGUGCUGGGUCUGUUGCGGUGGCGGCAGUGAUAACGACCCCCCUAGAUGUUGCGAAAACUAGAAUUAUGCUUUCCGAUACUUCGGCAGAAAAGGAUGAAGUAAAAAUAUCGACCAUGCUGAAGGAAGUCUAUAGAGAAAAAGGCGCUAAAGGACUGUUCGCAGGUUUCGCGCCAAGAGUAUUUGGUUUCACCUUAGGAGGCUUUGUGUUUUUUGGAGUUUACGAACAGGUUAAGGCGACUUGUAGCACGAUUUUUCCAUACACCAGCAUUCCUAGUAGCUAAGAUUUUGAAAA
Molecule: messenger RNA, 1183 nt
Organism: Neodiprion fabricii
Lineage: Eukaryota; Metazoa; Arthropoda; Insecta; Hymenoptera; Diprionidae
Product: S-adenosylmethionine mitochondrial carrier protein-like
Exons: 6
Coding region: 327-1172 (281 amino acids)
Cellular component (GO): mitochondrial inner membrane
Molecular function (GO): S-adenosyl-L-methionine transmembrane transporter activity
Source: RefSeq, a predicted model, not a curated record